This is a messenger RNA of Corapipo altera (White-ruffed manakin), 423 nucleotides long. Its product is annotated as hydrocephalus-inducing protein homolog. Gene Ontology annotation, cellular component: axoneme. The annotation marks the transcript as partial. Gene Ontology annotation, biological process: axonemal central apparatus assembly; cilium movement. Lineage: Eukaryota; Metazoa; Chordata; Aves; Passeriformes; Pipridae. The record is from RefSeq and is a predicted model, not a curated record. The transcript is spliced from 2 exons.
AUUCCCCUUUGCUUUGUUCCAGGUGAAGAUACCCACACAAGCCUUCAUGGAUCAGCUGUGAAUGUCCACAUCAGACUGGACAGGAAUUCUGUGACAGUUGAGAAGACUUACAUCACACUGUCAAACCACAGCUCCGUGACGAUCCUCAACCACAGUAAUGUCACAGCCCGCUUCCAGUGGAAGGCUUUUGCUACUCAGGAAGAGGAGGAUCAGCUGAAGCAGAGGUUCUGCCACUGGCUGUGCCAGGAGGAAAAUGCCCAGGCAGAUAAUUUUCUGGAGUGGAGCAGAGCGGACACCACUCGUGGAGAACGCCUUUCCCUGCUCUCCCACAUCUACCAGAACGAGAGGACAAAGGUGCAAGGAGAUCCCAUGCUGUUCUUUGAUGACAUUUUCACUAUUAAACCGGUGGUAAGUGAUAUCUGA